AUUUUCAGGGGGAAACACGUCAUAAUGGACACUUUCUGAUGACGCAGAGGAAAUUAAGAAUCUGAGGGCAGAAGAUUCUGUGAUAAUAAGAGAUUUUUUUUAGUCACUUGCUGCCCUAAGAAAUGGGCCAUCCUCCCAGUCCAGGUGAUCCAUGGAAGAACUCCAUCUUUAACGAAGCUGAACUGGAAGAAAUAGCCCCAAGGUAUCAAGAUUCCAGAUUUCAUCUAUUAGAUGGAGUGAGAAGUAAGUUUAGAUGUUCUGGGACGAUUGCAAAAUCUCUGCUCCUGAAAUUCAUCCCGAUCCUUUACUGGCUGCCGCGUUAUCCAGUCAAAGAAUGGCUUCUCGGGGACAUCGUUUCUGGGCUGAGCGUCGGAAUCAUUCAGCUCCCACAAGGUUUGGCCUAUGCUCUUUUGGCCGGCGUCCCCCCAGUGUUUGGCUUAUAUUCAUCAUUUUAUCCUGUAGUGCUCUACGUCAUAUUCGGAACUUCGCGACACAUUUCUCCAGGAACUUUUGCUGUGAUCUCUGUGAUGGUGGGAAGUGUGACGGAGUCCUUGGCACCAUCUGAUAACUUCAUGAUACCGGGAAAUGAAUCAAUGAUUGACACUGUUGCCAGAGAUGCAGCCAGAGUUCAGGUGGCAUCAGCCUUAACAUUGUUGGUUGGCAUCUUUCAGAUCUUGUUGGGACUGGUGCAGUUCGGCUUUGUGGUAACCUACCUCUCUGAGCCCCUUGUUCGGGGUUACACCACUGCAGCUGCCAUCCAUGUGACUUUGUCUCAGUUCAAAAGCAUCCUGGGUGUGGAGAUAAGUCAGCGGAGUUCCCCUCUGUCUCUGAUAUAUACCUUCAUCAGUCUCUGCGCCAAAAUUCCACAAACCAACAUCGCUUCCCUCCUCACUGGAGUCAUUGCCAUCAUCGUCAUGUUCACAGUGAAAUUCCUGAAUGAGAAAUACAAUUCAAAGAUACGGAUGCCGAUCCCUAUAGAGCUGAUCACCCUAAUUGUUGCCACUGGGAUAUCCUAUGGUGUGAAUCUGAAGAGAGUAUAUGGUGUGGAUAUUGUAGGAAACAUCCCAACUGGACUAAAAGCUCCUAUUAUACCAAGCACUGACCUGUUUGCCAGCGUGGUUGGCAAUGCCUUUGCCAUAGCCGUGGUCGUCUAUGCCUUCACCAUCUCUUUGGUCAAGAUGUUUGCCGUUAAACAUGGCUACAAUGUGGACAGUAACCAGGAGCUCAUAGCCCUGGGGCUGAGUAAUUCUUUUGGAAGCUUUUUUCAGUGUUUUACUAUCGGAACAGCCAUGUCCCGGAGCCUGGUGCAGGAGAGCACAGGAGGAAACAGUCAGGUAGCCGGUGCGGUGUCUAGCCUUGUCAUCCUCAUCAUCAUUCUUAAAGCUGGCGAGCUGUUUGAGUCCCUGCCAAAAGCGAUACUGGCGUCAGUGGUCGUGGUGAAUUUAAAGGGAAUCUUCAAGCAGUUCAAGGAUAUCCCAGCACUAUGGAGAUCAAAUAAAAUGGACCUAGCAGUUUGGUUAGUGACCUUUUUGGCCACCAUACUCCUGAAUUUGGACCUGGGCCUGGCCGUUUCAGUAGCGUUUUCCCUCGUGGCCGUCAUCUUCAGGACACAGUGGCCUCGCUACUCAAUACUUGGGCAAGUUUCCGGCACAGAUAUUUACAGAGAUGUGACCCAGUAUCAGCAGGCUCUCGAGAUCCCAGGUGUAAAGAUCUUCAGGUCUUCGUGCACACUUUACUUUGCUAAUGCAGAGUUAUAUGCGAAUGCUGUUAAAAAGCAGUGUGGGAUUGAUGUGGACAAACUUAUUGAGAUGAAGAAGAAAGAAGCUAAAAAGAAGAAGCAACUGCAGGAAAAGGCAGAGAGAGAGGCAAAGAAAGGGUUAAAGGAACAGAAUAACACCGAGGACACAAGCGAAAAAGCACAUGAGCUGGAGUACAUCUAUCCCCACAGCCCUGGGGUCGGGGAACCAGAACAAGCUGUAAUUAAUGAAGUAGUGGAGGAGACGGCAUUCAACGGUGCGGGAUCCGACCAAUGCCCCUUCCACUCGCUCAUCCUGGAUCUCAGCACGGUCAGCUUUGUGGAUACAGUCAGCAUUAAGAUCUUGAAAAAUAUAUUUCGUGAUUUUCAAGAAAUUGACGUGGCCGUCUAUCUGGUUGGAUGUCAUGAAAAUGUCCUAGAACAGCUGGAAUGUGGGAAUUUCUUCAGCAAGACGAUCACCAAGCAUCAGCUAUACUCUUCCCUCCAAGACGCCGUCGCUUAUAUUUCGAGAUUUCAUAGAGAGAAGCCUGUGAAAGAAGAAAGACAUUCUUGGACCACGAAGCUAUGAGGGCAUCGAUUUCCUUCCCACAUCUUAUACUUGAAUUCCCAGAAUGUGAGCCCUUCAGGAUAACACGUGGACAGUCUGGCUACAACAACUGCCAACCAAGAGCUCCCCCUAGUGGCCACAUGAUAUUAUUCACUAAUAUUUAGUAAGUUUUGAAAAGUGAAUAAAAGGAACUGUCUACUUCUACUGCAACUGAUGACCGAUGAGGAGAUGGGAGACCUUAUAAAAAUCAGUAAUAUGGUGCUAUCAUUUAAAGGCAACCGAGUAUCUUGGAUUCUUAUUAAGGUUUUUUUACCGGAUAAUCGAAAUACAUGUCACAUGUAAUAAAACCUAUUUUUCAUGCUUGCUGUUCUGUCAGGUCA
Bufo bufo (common toad) is the source of this 2683-nucleotide messenger RNA. RefSeq names its product solute carrier family 26 member 6 (gene SLC26A6). The transcript is spliced from 20 exons. Gene Ontology annotation, molecular function: bicarbonate transmembrane transporter activity; oxalate transmembrane transporter activity; chloride transmembrane transporter activity. Lineage: Eukaryota; Metazoa; Chordata; Amphibia; Anura; Bufonidae. Gene Ontology annotation, cellular component: membrane. The record is from RefSeq and is a predicted model, not a curated record. The coding region runs from base 123 to 2324 and encodes 733 amino acids. Gene Ontology annotation, biological process: transmembrane transport.